Dendronephthya gigantea is the source of this 2693-nucleotide messenger RNA. Its product is annotated as protein mono-ADP-ribosyltransferase PARP12-like. Gene Ontology annotation, molecular function: NAD+ poly-ADP-ribosyltransferase activity; metal ion binding. The transcript is spliced from 8 exons. Bases 63 to 2267 code for a protein of 734 amino acids. The record is from RefSeq and is a predicted model, not a curated record. Lineage: Eukaryota; Metazoa; Cnidaria; Anthozoa; Malacalcyonacea; Nephtheidae.
ACAUUCGUAGAACACUUCUUAAAAGUAUUGUAUAUUUUGAUUUAAAGGAAGGGAUAGUGUUUAUGGAUUAUUCAUCUCUUAAAGCGAGUAUGAAACCAGUGCCAAAACCAAGAAGUCGCUCAACGUCAAAUCAAACCGGAAGUUCAGAAAAUCUGGAUAAGAAUUUACUGGCCUCGAAGCUGUUUUCAUAUUUAAUUUGUUACGGGGAAGACUGUCGCUUGGCAAUUACUGGUGUUACUAAACGUUUGCAAAAGUUCAGUGAUGACAAAGGCUACGAUAAGAAGAAAGCGUUGGAAUUUGUCAAGGGUUUCCGUGAUAAAUUUGUCAUCAAGAACGUUGAGGGAAAGGAAUUUGUCGAAGCCAAGACAUCAGUGAAAAUUUGCGAUGCAUUUCAAAUGGGGAAGUGUAAAGAAGCAGGUUGCAAGGAACUCCACGUAUGCCGUUUCUUUUUGGAAGAUAAUUGUAAAUAUGAGGAUGGAUGCAAAAAGCCACAUGCUUUUGAAAUCCCACAGACCAGAGCAUUGUUAGUUAGACAUAAGUUGGACAAUCUUCCCAAGGAUGGCUUAAAGCUUUUGUUUCGAAAGGUUUUAAAUGAAAAGAAGAUUAAACAUGCUUCCAGCUCCUCUGGGCCAAGUGCUUGUAAAUUUUACAACAAAGGAGAUUGCAAAAAUGGUGACAAAUGUGAUUUUCUACAUGUGUGUCAGCACUACAUUGAUGGUGAUUGCAAAUUUGGUGAGACAAGAUGUAAAAGAUUACAUACAUUUGAGACCAGCCAUGCAAGAAAAGUCCUAGCUGCUCACAAUUUGGGAGGACUUCGUACCGAAAAGCAGAUACGUUCUUUUCUUCAAAGCAAUGAAACUCACAGCCCCGAUUCAGAUAGCUCCGAAGAUGAUAUAGUUACAAACUUGGAAAACCUUGCCACAGGUGGAAAGGCGAAAAGAAAGCUAAGCAGUCCUGAGUUUACCAAAACAAGCAAUCAUGAUUUGGCAGAUGAAGAGACAGAAAUAUGCGGUUUCAAUUUACGUGGGAAGUGUAGCUAUGGAAACAAGUGCAAUGCUUUACACACUAAUCUCCCUUAUCAAUGGCAGUAUUUUUACCACUCGGGGUGGAAGAACUUUCCGGAUGAUGACAAUAGGGAGGUCGAAAUGGAAUUUUGUGAUCAUGAGAUAGAUGAUGUAAAAAUCAAGCUGAUUGGCCUGGGGUAUUUCACAAUUCACUUUCAGCGAAUGUCAGGAGAGAUAUCAGAAGGACAUGACGUCCGUAUUUUGCGAGUUCGCCGUCUUUCGACGAUCUCGUCAGUGAAAGCCGCGUCAGGUCACGUGUUCCGUACCACGUGGAAGUGGCACUGGAAAGAUGAUCACGAUCAAUGGCAUUGCUAUGACAACGGCAAUGCUGACGUAAAUAGCGAGGAGAUUGAACAGCAUUUUCAGUCAGUGUCAGAUGGAAGAAAGCAACUUAAGUUUUCUGCCGGUUCCAACAGUUACACGCUGUAUUUUGACGACGUGCAUAAUCUAUACCAACAGAAUGAGAAAUACGGUACCAAGCGAGCUGUACGGCGACGACCGUCGAGAUAUCUCGAUGAGAAGACGAUGAAACAAGUUUUGCAAGAGUUCAAACAGAAUCGGCAAAGAACAAGUUCUAGCAGUGAUUCCAAAUCAUUUCUACCACCCUCCAACUGGGGCCCGAUGGAAACUUCGGAGGAAUUCAAAUGUGUACAUUUGAACGAGAUCUUGCAUCACGACGAAUACUCCAAGGUCGAAGCCCAAUUUAUGGCAACAAUGGCCGGGUUUAAAAUUAAAUCUGUGAAGCGCAUGCAGAAUCCCGCCUUAUGGGAAGACUAUGAAAGGCAAAAAGCAAGAAUCGCCAAGAAGAACUCGGGCCAAUCCCCUGAAGAGCGCUGGUUAUUUCAUGGUACUUCCUUAGAGAAAAUGGAGCCGAUUUGCCAACAAGGUUUUGACUGGCGUCUAAGCGGUUCGAAACACGGUACCAGGUAUGGCAAAGGUAGUUAUUUUGCUGUGGAGGCCUCUUAUUCCAACACAUACAGCUCCACGACACAAGAGAGCAAAAGGAUGUUCAUGGCGAAGGUAAUCGUGGGCUCGUAUGUCGCAGGCUCCUACGAGACUCAGCGGCCGCCGGCGAAAGAUGCAUCUGACCCUCUCAGUCCGCUACAUGAUUCGUGCGUGAAUAAUAUAUCGCAGCCUACCAUAUUUGUCAUCUUCGAACGCAGCCAAGCCUAUCCCUACUACAUUAUUGAAUAUACCAACUAAGAGACCUGAUCCCAGACUCCGUAGCAAAAAUAAAAUACCUUUGAAAGCGAACAAAAAAAGUUUAAGAAAACAAAACAAACAACAUUGUUGAAUUUUCCAAUUUGAAGAAGUCGCAUGUCAACAGAUCAUCUCCACAACAGAAGAAGGUUGAUGGCGUUGAAUGAUUUUCAACAUGGUGUUUGACUGAUCCGGCAAGGAUGUGAAAGCAAGAAGUUUAAUGGAUGGGUUUGGAUUGCAACGAGGGACCAGUUGUUCAAAGCUAGGUUAGCACUAACCCUGCAGGGUUAAUUUUAAUCCAGUGUUUUAGUUUAUGUGCUUCUGAACCACUGUUCGUUUUAAAGGCUUUGAAAAUAUUACUUCUAUCGGUCCAGAAAAAAAUGUUGAAAAAAGAUAUUCCGACAUUUGUAAAACAGCGAUUAAAAAAAA